UAAAUUGAGUUGGGCUUUUACGACACACAUUGCUUUGCGGCAGAUACACACAUGUGCAGUAACUUGCUCUCGGUAACACCGCAUGCCCCUAGAGUUUGUUGUAGAGCGAACAAUUGAAGUGUCUGCAAAACGCUCCGAUCAAAUUUAAAGUCUCAGGAUGUCUUUUCGAGGGGGUGGUGGACGAGGUGGUCGAGGUGGUGGUGGAGGAUUUAACCGGGGCGGAAGAGGAGGAUUCGGUGGCGGACGAGGAGGAUUCGGUGGCCGAGGAGGGGGAAGAGGCGGCUUCAACAGACAGCAAGAUUAUGGUCCCCCUGAAUACGUUGUCGGUCUAGGAGAGUUUGUGCAUCCUUGUGAGGAUGAUAUUGUGUGUAAAUGCACAACAGAAGAAAGCAAAGUGCCUUACUUCAACGCCCCAGUCUAUCUGGAAAACAAAGAGCAAAUUGGAAAAGUGGAUGAAAUAUUUGGAAAUCUGCGGGACUUUUAUUUUUCUGUCAAACUAUCAGAAAACAUGAAGGCAUCAUCAUUUAAGAAACUACAGAAGUUCUACAUAGACCCUGCAAAGCUUUUGCCCCUACAGAGGUUUCUCCCGCGACCCCCAGGAGAGAAGGGUCCCCCGAGGGGAGGUAGAGGUGGCAGAGGAGGUGGCCGUGGAGGUGGCUUCCGUGGAGGACGGGGUGGAGGACGUGGUGGUGGAGGAGGAUUCAGAGGAGGCAGCGGUGGAGGCUUCCGAGGAGGCAGUGGUGGUGGUUUCAGAGGAGGCAGUGGGGGAGGUUUCAGAGGAGGCAGCGGGGGAGGUUUCAGAGGAAGAGGAGGUGGCGGUGGAUUCAGAGGAGGGAGAUCAUGAUGACUCAACAGACGCAGACUUGAUCGGCCAGCACCACUGGAAGGGUACCAGGGGAGAUGGAGCAAAGAGGCUGUUGAGCUUCCUCUCUGUCGGACUUGUUUUUAAACGAGGCAGCGGCCCUCUACCUUUUGGACCAUUGGCCUGCAAUGCUAUUUUUUAUUAUUAUUCAUAAUUUUUUGUGCUGUUUAAUGUGUCCAUUCCUUUUUUCCCCCCUUAUCAUCUUCCAGUUAUCAAUCUGUGAUUGUAGUCCCUGGUCAAUGAUGCAUUUUCUUUGGAAACCCCACAGGCAAGAGUGAGGCUUAAGCUAUCAUCUAGUGAAGGAAUGUCUCAUUGUUAGAAGAUCCAUUUUGAUAUACAGUGACACAAACAUAGUCCAUAAAAUGACAGAAACAUAAAAUAAUGUCAGACUUGGAAGCGUUGUAAACGAAAUCUCAAUUAAACAUAUGGUUUGGAAGGGUUUGUAUGUUUCAAACGCUGGUAACAUCCAGUCAGUGAAUCCACUGUGUGCCUGUAGUUGAUAUCAAAGGGCACUGAAUAUUUUUGUACAGGUUUGAUGUUCUGCCAGUGCCACUCACAACUCAAAUUAAUAAAAAAGUAGCUGGUAACCAGCUGCUAUUCAAAAAAGUA
Molecule: messenger RNA, 1471 nt
Organism: Alosa sapidissima (American shad)
Lineage: Eukaryota; Metazoa; Chordata; Actinopteri; Clupeiformes; Clupeidae
Gene: gar1
Product: GAR1 homolog, ribonucleoprotein
Exons: 7
Coding region: 158-844 (228 amino acids)
Biological process (GO): ribosome biogenesis; snoRNA guided rRNA pseudouridine synthesis
Cellular component (GO): box H/ACA snoRNP complex
Molecular function (GO): box H/ACA snoRNA binding
Source: RefSeq, a predicted model, not a curated record